Triticum aestivum (bread wheat) is the source of this 807-nucleotide messenger RNA. Its product is annotated as probable polygalacturonase. The coding region runs from base 1 to 807 and encodes 268 amino acids. Gene Ontology annotation, biological process: carbohydrate metabolic process. The transcript has a single exon. The record is from RefSeq and is a predicted model, not a curated record. Gene Ontology annotation, molecular function: polygalacturonase activity. NCBI's taxonomy places the organism in Eukaryota, Viridiplantae, Streptophyta, Magnoliopsida, Poales, Poaceae.
AUGGGUCGGACCCAUGACAUUCUAUCUGGUCACAGCAACCAAACACACCCCAAGUCGCCCAACACGGACGGCCUCAACCCAGACUCGUGCUCCCAAGUGCGCAUCGAGGACUGCUACGUCGUAACCGGCGACGACUGCAUGGCCAUCAAGAGCGGCUGGGACGAGUACGGCAUAGUGGUCGACAUGCCCAGCGAGCACAUCGUGAUGCGCCGCCUCACCCGUGUCUCCCCCACCAAUGCGGCGAUCGCGCUCGGCAGCGAGAUGUCGGGGAGCAUCCGGGACGUGCGCGCCGAGGACAUCACCGCCAUCGGGACUGAGUCAGCGGUGCAGAUCAAGACGGCGGUCGGGCGCGGCGCGUACGUGCGCGACGUGUACGCGCGGAGGAUGAGGCUCGACGGCAUGAAGCGCGUCUUCUGGAUGACCGGCGACUACAAGUCCCACCCCGACGAUGACUAUGACAAGACCGAUGUGCCCGUCGUGGAGAACAUCAGCUACCAGGACGUGGUGGCCACUGGUGUCUGGAAGGAGGCCGCCAGGAUGCAGGGCAUCCAGAGCGCGCCCUUCAAGGGCAUCUGCAUGGCCAAUGUCACCGCCGAGAUGAUCAAGGAGAGGAAGGUGUCGUGGAACUGCGCCAACGUCGAGGGUGUCUUGGCCGGCGUCACCCCGGUGCCAUGCACGCCGCUUCAAGGCACCCACGCCGGCUCCUGCCCGUUCCCCACUGACACGCUCACCGUCGACCAGAUCACCGUGCAACAGUGCUCAUACUCAGUCGCAUCUGCUACCACUUCAAUGGCUGGGACAGAGUAG